Molecule: messenger RNA, 3372 nt
Organism: Hemibagrus wyckioides
Lineage: Eukaryota; Metazoa; Chordata; Actinopteri; Siluriformes; Bagridae
Gene: bcl6b
Product: BCL6B transcription repressor
Exons: 12
Coding region: 192-1886 (564 amino acids)
Biological process (GO): regulation of transcription by RNA polymerase II
Cellular component (GO): nucleus
Molecular function (GO): DNA-binding transcription factor activity, RNA polymerase II-specific; protein binding; RNA polymerase II cis-regulatory region sequence-specific DNA binding
Source: RefSeq, a predicted model, not a curated record
GGCCAGUUGUAAUAAACAUCUGAGAAGAGAGCACAGGAGUCUGUGUGUGUGGUUUGGAUUGGCAGUAGUAGAGAGGGGUCACUCAGGCACGGUGGUGUGUGUUCUCGUCCCUGCUGGUCGGGGUACGAGUAGGGAGCUGGUCUCCCCAGACAGAUCUGUCUAGAACUUUCUCCUCUCACUAUUUCUAAUACAUGACAAUGAGCAAAAUGCAGCUGGCUACGGAGGAUUUUCAGGGCUCCACCAGACGUGACUUGGUGGUGGAGGUGCAGGGAUAUGUAAAGGAGUUCACACGCCACUCUAACGAUGUUCUUCUCAAUUUAAACGAGCUACGGCAUCGCAACAUCCUGACCGAUGCCACACUACUGGUGGGCAGUGCCCGGCUGCACGCCCACUGUGCAGUGCUCAUUGCAUGCAGUGGCUUCUUCUAUUCCUUGUUCUCCCGCCACAAGACCAUUGCUGUGGGAGAACGAGGGGUUUCCCUGUCUCUGCCAGAGGGGCUAGAUGCGGGCAGUGUGGCAUUGCUGCUGGACUUCAUGUACACCUCCCGCCUUCCUCUCAGCCCUGGCACUGCGCCUGGUGUGCUCGCCGCUGCCACCUACCUGCAGAUGGAUCAUGUUGCUGACACCUGCAGAGCUUUUUUACAAAAGAGUGAAAAAGUUUGUGUAAGCCCUCCUCUGGUGGACCUGGCAUCCAGAAACACCCGUGUAACUUUUACAGUGAACCCUGGUGGCAGAUCACCUCCAGCCCAUCCCUCGUUCUCCUCCUCCCCUUCCAGACCUGCAGUGGACAUGGAGGAGCCCCGCCCUGCUCGAGCCAGGGUUCCUGGAGAGAACUCGACCUCAGUCGAGUCAGUGACAUGCCAAAGUCCUGCUCCCAGCUCUGAAUCAUCAGCCUUAUCUCCAAACACUCCAUCUCCAGGCAGUCCCUGUCAGUCCAGAGGUCAGCCAAACUCACCUGCUGAGUCCAGUGGUUGUAGUCUGUCCCCUAAACUAAAGCCACGUUCUGAAUCCAGGCCUACUCCUGACCCUAAGGCCUGCAACUGGAAGAAAUACAAAUAUAUUGUCUUGAACCCUCUCUGUGCUACACCCAUUAAAGAGGAAGUUCCAGGGGAGGAGCUGCACACUUAUGACCACUCCUCCUCCUCUAAUGACAGGGCAGAUGUAACACCCAAAUUGUCCGAUGAGGCAUGGUCAACUACUGGACAUGGGCUGACUGAUGUACAAACACCCUUUAUGCCCUACCAUGGACUCUCACCACACACAGCAGAUACUUACAAGGGACCAACAGCUGCCGUUACCCGGGAUACCAGAGAACUCUGCCACCUGUAUCAGUGCCCAUGUCCCCCUGCGAUCGAUGGGGCCAAACAGCAUACUAAUCCCUUUGAAAAGCUUCCAGUCAAACUUGAGAAUCAUUCCCCAGUGAUUUGUUAUUCAGGAAAUCAAGGGAGCACAAAGCCUACCUGCUCAGCAGAAAAGCCAUACCGCUGUAAUGUGUGUGGGGCCCAGUUUAAUCGUCCAGCUAAUUUGAAGACCCACUCCCGCAUUCACUCAGGAGAGAAGCCAUAUCGCUGUGACACCUGUGGUGCUCGAUUUGUCCAGGUGGCUCAUUUGCGUGCCCAUGUUCUGAUCCACACCGGAGAGAAGCCUUACCCAUGUCACACCUGUGGAACACGGUUCCGUCACCUGCAGACACUGAAGAGCCACCUGCGCAUUCACACGGGGGAAAAACCAUACAGCUGUGAGAAGUGUGAUUUGCGUUUCCGUCAUAAGAGCCAGCUGAGGCUACAUCUGAGGCAGAAACACGGUGCUGUUACCAACACCAAGAUCCGGUAUAAAGUCCUGGCUGACCCAUACCAGAGUGGACCAGCCAUACUGCAGGCCUCCUGAAGGAACUAAUACAACAGUCACCCUCUGCACAAUGUCCUGGCAAGGUUUAGAGUCUGAUUUAAUGCAUUCUAUUAUUCCAAUUAUGUUUAUUACACCAAGAUCAUUACCAGUUUAGCACUCUGUAACUUGUCAAAUGGAGAAAGGCUUAAAACAUUGCUCCAUAUGAAAUGAAAUGCAUGGAACCUUCUGCUGGGCUUCUAUGCUUGUUUUAGAAAAUGAGGUGGAGCAUUGCAUUCCUGGAAAUCAUAUAUACAUCAAAUCUCCUUCCAGGAAUGCUGUUCUCCUGCACUAGACGUGCUGACUUUUAAGUAUUAAUUAUCAUACUUUUAUACUUUAUUUAUUUUCCUGCCUUAAUGUUCUCUUUCUCACUUGAGUUUAAAUACUAUCUGUGAAAAAAAAGACAGGGACUGAAGCAAGUGAAAUAUUAGUUUCUGAAACAUCUCUCAAUUCUGGAAAGAAUGCCAUGAUGAAAUGAUUACUAGUAAUCUUAAAACUGUUAAGUGUGAACUGCAAGAUAUCUACAGUUGUCUUUUGGAGUAACAUAACAAUAUAAAGCUAAAAGAAAUAUUUCAGUUCAGUAGGGAGUAAUGGCUAAAGUAAUAGAAAUGGUUAGUGGUGAGGUGUGUUAGGAGUUUAGAUGGAUAACAAGGAAGUUCAAUUAAAGCUGAAAACUGAAAAAUGAAUAUAAUUUUUUUUUUAAAAAAUGGGUGAGAUCUGGAAAUGUGAAUUGAUGGACAGGAAAAGUAUGAUGAAAUGGUGAAAAGUACGUUUGAUGAAAUCUGUGUGCUUGAGAAAGAGAGAAAGUAAGACAGUUUGAUUGAGAUAAUGUGAAAUUGUAUAAGUUUGUCUGUGAAGUGGAAGGACGUCUGUGCAAGUAGGAAAAGCACUGCUUAUGGGAUGUAGUCAUAUUUGGACUCAUGUUUGGUAUGGACCAGCUUGUUGUCUUUUUCUUUUUGAGUAAGAGAACAUUUUUUUGGUUGUUUUUUUUUUUUUAAAUUAUUUUUAUUUUUUGCUUUGCUGUAUCUCCGUAAAUCAGUGGCUGUCAUGUUCUCAUACUUACUGUAAGAAUGAUGGCCUAAACAUGUUAUUGUAUAGUCGCUUAUGCACUAACUAUUCUCUUGCCCUACUAAUCUGAAAAGGCCUGGAGCCUAUUUAUUUAGUAACACUACUAUAAAUGCUAUCCUGAAACCUAGAUUUGAAAGGAACUAUAAUUUUGAUCAAAGGAAACUUAUAUAUUGUUGAUGGUGUUGAUAGUCUAGGAGUCCAAGCAGGCCAAGGACUCAAUUAAGCCAGACAGAAUAAAUGUAAAGGUUGAUGCAAUGGAUGAAGAUAUUAUUGAUUUUGUCAAAUCUAAAGUUCUUUUGCUGGACAAAGACAAGACUUAUUUUAUAUAAAUUAAAAUUAAAUUAAUUUCUUUUCAAUGAAAAUAUCCUGUCUGUGGUUAUUGUGUGUCUGUCUGUGGUCACUUUGUUUGUAUAUGAGAGUA